AUGAAGCUUGCUGAUCUCUCCGAAAUUUUUCCGAUGUUGGAAGGAUUUUGUGUGGCCCGCUUCUUCUACGAGGAGCAUCGGGAGAUGGCGCUGAUAUGGGGGCCGUGGAUGGUGGCAGGGCAAUUACAUGCCAUGAAGCGGUGGAUGCCCAAUUUCACCCCUGGCUCCGGUGGUCUCAGCAUGGUGGUUGUCUGGCUACGAAUGCCCGGGCUACCACUGGAUUACUGGGAGAAAUCUAUUAUCCUUCAGAUGGCGGCGAAGGCCGGCGUGCCACUAGCGGUGGAUGAGGCGACGAAGAAGGGUAAGAAGUCAGGUUUUGCAAGGGUUAAGAUUGAGGUGGACCUAAAAAAUCCACUGAGAGGAGGAACAUAUGUGAAGGGAAAGGCACAGCGGUUGGAGGAGAGGUUUUGGCAAGUGUUUAUCUAUGAGAACCUGCCAAAUCCUUGUUGCAGAUGCGGCAGAGUGGAUCAUGAAGAAGCCCACUGUACCUUCACCUCCGUGACCGAGCCGGCCGAUGUUUCGGGGGAUAGGCGUGGUAAGGCAAUGAUGGAGGAGAUGUACUUGGUUGCAGAGUCCUCUACACAUGGCGGGGAAAAAGGGAACGACCAACCGGAGAACCAGGGGUAUGGGCCGUGGAUGGUCACCCACUUAGGGAUAACUUGGAAAUAUUGA
This is a messenger RNA of Phoenix dactylifera (date palm), 672 nucleotides long. RefSeq lists its product as uncharacterized. Lineage: Eukaryota; Viridiplantae; Streptophyta; Magnoliopsida; Arecales; Arecaceae. The record is from RefSeq and is a predicted model, not a curated record.